Messenger RNA from Trametes versicolor FP-101664 SS1, 790 nucleotides. Its product is annotated as lish motif-containing protein. Gene Ontology annotation, molecular function: protein binding. The coding region runs from base 10 to 693 and encodes 227 amino acids. The transcript has 5 exons. Lineage: Eukaryota; Fungi; Basidiomycota; Agaricomycetes; Polyporales; Polyporaceae. The record is from RefSeq and is a predicted model, not a curated record.
GUGCUCCUCAUGCCAACCCAGCCGAAGGCGAAGAUCUAUCAAGAAGAAUGGGAGAGGCGGCUUCAUGAUGUCCAGGUCUCGAAAGAGGAUCUGAACAGGCUCGUCAUGGACUAUCUCGUCAUUGAGGGAUACAAGACCGCCGCCGAGGAGUUCAGCAAGGAGGCUGGGAUGGAGGCUCCGGUGGACUUCGAAUCCAUCGAGAAUAGGAUGAACAUCCGGGAGGCGCUGCAGCGCGGCGAUGUCGGGGACGCCAUCACGCGCGUGAAUGAUCUGAACCCUGAGAUCCUCGACACAAAUCCGUCUCUGUACUUCCGGCUUCAGCAGCAGAAGCUCAUUGAGUACAUCCGGCAAGGCAAGGUCGCGGAAGCACUGGAAUUUGCUCAGGAGGAGCUUGCUCCCCGGGGUGAAGAAAGUCCGGAGUUUCUGUCCGAACUCGAGCGCACGAUGGCGUUGCUAGCCUUCGAGUCGUCUCCCUUGAUGCCCACGUCAGUGAGCGAGCUGCUAUCUCCUGCGCAGCGCUUGAAGACCGCGGCGGAGGUGAACGCAGCGAUUCUGGAAAGCCUCAGCCAGGGCAAGGAGGCGAAGCUAGUGGGGUUAUUACGCCUACUGUGCUGGGGCGAGGCCAUGUUGGAGGAGCGUGCUGAUUUGCCGAAGCUUGACCUCAGUGAUGGAACGUUCGGCGCCAACAGAUAGGCAACGUUCGCCGUGCUGUUUCGACCGUGUUGUUGGCGCGCUGUGAGAUACCAUGUAUUAUUACGGACAUGUAAUAUGGAGACAUUUGCGAUUCGGC